CUCAGGUACUGUACCAAUUAGACUAUUUCGACGAUUGCUCUUCAGCUGAACAAGGGAGUUAACUUACUUCUCUAUCUAUCAAUUAUAUCUUCCUACCAGCGAUAAAAUCGAUAUCGGUAGACCACCGUACCUUUUAUCACUCAACAUGUCCUCCUUAUAAAGUCCUCGGGCCCACCAGAAUGUAUCAUACCUAAAAAUUUUAAAUCCAUAAUUUUAACCGUCUCCUUUUCCCCAUCCCCUCUUACAAUUCCUUAGUUUUUCUCAUAAACUUUAGAUCGAAACAAGAAACGCCAUGAGGCUCUUCCUGAUUCCCAUCUCGACACGGCGCACUCUUGUCUACGCCCAGCGUCUGAACAAGAUAACUCUUGCAGAACCAUCCUACGCUGAUAAAGCCUCGGCCAAGGCUGCCAAUGUUUGGCUACAAUGGGAAACCGGAAAAGCUGGCUGGCAACGAUGGAUUACGGAUGCGGGCAACAAACUAUUCAACAGGAUACACCACGAGGAAUGGAGUCUGAAAUCUAUACCGCCUCUAUCUGCACGCCGAAAAGACAGGGGAGCCGACAAGCAGAAGAUAGAAGUGCUAUAUCCACCUUCAGUCAUCAAGGAGAAGAACGUCUCGCCUAUACUGCAAAGGCUUGCCACCGAGCGUAACCGAAUUCAUCGUACCCGAAUGAUCUGGUCCAUAGUUGGAAUGCCUAUUGUCGCUCCGUUUGCUAUUGUUCCUGUCAUCCCAAACAUACCCUUUUUUUACCUCUUGUAUAGAGCCUUCUCUCACUGGAAAGCAUUGUCUGGUGCAAAGCACCUAGAAUUCUUACUUAGCCGAAAUCUUCUUGCCCCCACUCCAGCAGCCUCCCUCGAAUCGGUAUAUAGACCAAUAGUGUUGGAGAUGGGGUCAGGGAAGAAGGACAGCGGUGGGCUGGCGCAUGCAGAAGUUAUGCUAAUUAGGAAAGGACAUGCUCAAGAGAUUGCAUCAGUCACAGGAAUUCCUGCCUUGGCCGUAGAAUGCGAGCGUGCCUACAAGCAAGUAGAGGAGCACAUAAAAGAAGACCUAAAGAAAAAGAAACUAGAAUGAUAGUGGAACACUUAGGAGCGCUAGAUAGGCCUAUCAACCCCACAUCACGGUCAUUGUAUCAUAUUUCUAUGCUGAGUGCAUAAAGACAGGUUGCUAGAUAGAUAGGUUAACAGUAAUGGAGAACAUGACAGAUUUCGUAUA
Molecule: messenger RNA, 1213 nt
Organism: Tuber melanosporum (Perigord truffle)
Lineage: Eukaryota; Fungi; Ascomycota; Pezizomycetes; Pezizales; Tuberaceae
Exons: 8
Coding region: 293-1072 (259 amino acids)
Biological process (GO): proton transmembrane transport; potassium ion transport
Cellular component (GO): mitochondrial inner membrane
Source: RefSeq, a predicted model, not a curated record